Molecule: messenger RNA, 5487 nt
Organism: Drosophila takahashii
Lineage: Eukaryota; Metazoa; Arthropoda; Insecta; Diptera; Drosophilidae
Gene: Sos
Product: Son of sevenless
Biological process (GO): positive regulation of GTPase activity; Ras protein signal transduction
Cellular component (GO): plasma membrane
Molecular function (GO): protein heterodimerization activity; guanyl-nucleotide exchange factor activity
Source: RefSeq, a predicted model, not a curated record
GCCAUUUUAAGAAGAUACAUACAUCUGAAAACAAGUGCUUAAAUUGCCUAAAUUGCGAACAAAACGGCCCGCUGAGCCGAAAAAAGACCAACGAACGCGACUCGAGUGUGUGCGAUUGAGUGUGUGACUGCAAUGCGCGGCUCGCCCGGGUGAUCCGGCUGUGCCAGGUGCCCAGGUUUGCUCGACACUCCACUCCACUCCAUUCGUCGCCUCGACCAAUACAAACAACGGGCGGGGAGGCGGAGGCGAAGGAGAAGGUGAAGGCGAAGGCAAGGCGGCCAACGAAGGUGCUCCACGGUUCCACGGCGCACAGGAGUAGGAGGAUGUUCUCGGGAGCCAGCGGCCAUGCCCACCAUACCCACCACCACACCAUUGGCUACGGGGGCGGGAUCGGUCUGGGUGGCGGAGGAGGAGGAGGAGGAGGUGGCGGGUCCGGAGGUGGUGGCUCCGGAGGCGCUGGAGGGGGCGUGGCUGGUGGCCUGCAGGACUGCGAUGGCUAUGACUUCACCAAAAGCGAGAAUGCAGCCAGGUGGCGGGGUUUGUUUACCCCGUCGCUGAAAAAAGUGCUGGAGCAAGUGCAUCCGCGGGUGACCGCCAAGGAGGAUGCCCUGCUCUACGUGGAGAAGCUCUGCCUGCGGCUGCUGGCGCUGCUCUGCGCCAAACCGCUGCCCCACUCCGUCCAGGAUGUGGAGGAGAAGAUCAACAAAUCCUUCCCAGCGCCCAUUGAUCAGUGGGCUUUAAACGAGGCCAAGGAGGUGAUCAACUCGAAGAAGCGCAAGUCUGUCCUGCCCACGGAACGGGUGCACACGCUGCUGCAGAAGGAUGUGCUGCAGUACAAGAUCGACAGCUCCGUUUCCGCCUUCCUGGUGGCCGUGCUCGAGUACAUCUCCGCGGACAUCCUCAAGAUGGCCGGCGACUAUGUGAUCAAGAUCGCCCACUGCGAGAUCACCAAGGAGGACAUCGAGGUGGUGAUGAAUGCCGAUAGAGUCCUGAUGGAGAUGCUCUACCAGAGCGAGGCCCACAUCCUGCCCAGCCCGUUGUCGCUGCCCGCCCAGCGGGCGAGUGCCACGUACGAGGAGACGGUGAAGGAGCUGAUCCACGACGAGAAGCAGUACCAGCGCGACCUGCACAUGAUCAUACGCGUCUUUCGCGAGGAGCUGGUCAAGAUCGUUUCGGAUCCAAGGGAACUGGAGCCUAUAUUCUCCAACAUCAUGGACAUUUACGAGGUGACGGUCACGCUGCUGGGCUCCCUCGAAGAUGUGAUUGAGAUGUCCCAGGAGCAGAGUGCUCCCUGCGUGGGCAGCUGCUUUGAGGAACUCGCGGAGGCCGAGGAGUUCGACGUGUACAAGAAGUACGCCCACGACGUGACCUCACAGGCCUCCUGGGAUGCCCUCAGCAAUCUCCUGUCCAAACCAGGGGCCUCAUCCCUGACCACAGCGGGCCAUGGAUUUCGCGAUGCCGUCAAAUACUAUCUGCCCAAGCUGCUGCUGGUGCCCAUUUGCCAUGCCUUCGUCUAUUUCGACUACAUCAAGCAUCUCAAGGAUCUCAGCUCGUCGCAGGACGACAUCGAGAGCUUCGAACAGGUCCAGGGCCUGCUGCAUCCGCUGCACUGCGAUCUCGAGAAGGUCAUGGCGGGUUUAUCCAAGGAGAGACUGGUGCCCGUCAGCGGCCGCGUUCGCCGCCAAAUGGCCAUCGAGCGAACGCGGGAGCUGCAGAUGAAGGUGGAGCACUGGGAGGACAAGGACGUGGGCCAGAACUGCAAUGAAUUUAUUCGCGAGGAUUCGCUGAGCAAGCUGGGCUCGGGCAAACGAAUCUGGAGCGAGCGCAAGGUGUUCCUCUUCGACGGGCUCAUGGUGCUGUGCAAGGCAAACACCAAGAAGCAGACACCUUCGGCGGGAGCAACGGCCUACGAUUAUCGUCUGAAGGAGAAGUACUUCAUGCGACGCGUUGAUAUCAACGAUCGGCCCGAUAGCGACGAUCUGAAGAACAGCUUCGAGCUGGUUUCCAGGAUGCAGCCGCCCAUUGUGCUGACGGCCAAGAAUGCGCAGCACAAGCACGAUUGGAUGGCAGACCUCUUAAUGGUGAUUACAAAAUCCAUGCUGGACCGACAUUUAGACAGCAUACUGCAAGACAUUGAGCGCAAGCACCCGCUGCGCAUGCCCAGUCCGGAGAUUUACAAGUUUGCGGUGCCGGACAGCGGGGACAAUAUCGUUUUGGAGGAGCGCGAAAGCGCCGGAGUGCCGAUGAUCAAGGGGGCGACGCUGUGCAAGCUGAUCGAGCGGCUAACCUAUCACAUCUACGCCGAUCCGACCUUCGUGCGCACCUUCCUCACCACAUAUCGUUACUUCUGCUCGCCGCAGCAGCUGCUGCAGCUGCUGGUGGAACGCUUUAACAUACCGGAUCCCAGUUUGGUUUACCAGGACACUGGCGCAUCAGGAGCUGGAGGAAUCGGCGGCGUGGGCAGCGACAAGGAGCACAAGAACACGCAUCGCGAGGACUGGAAGCGCUACCGCAAGGAGUAUGUGCAGCCAGUGCAGUUCCGAGUGCUCAACGUGCUACGCCAUUGGGUCGAUCAUCAUUUCUACGACUUCGAGAAGGAUCCCAUGCUGCUGGAGAAGCUGCUCAACUUUCUGGAGCACGUCAAUGGGAAGUCGAUGCGCAAGUGGGUGGACUCGGUGCUCAAGAUUGUUCAGAGAAAGAACGAACAGGAGAAAAGCAAUAAGAAGAUUGUGUACGCCUAUGGCCACGAUCCGCCGCCCAUUGAACAUCAUUUGAGUGUUCCCAAUGACGAGAUUACGCUCCUCACCCUGCAUCCACUGGAACUGGCCCGCCAGCUCACCUUGCUGGAAUUCGAGAUGUACAAGAACGUGAAGCCCUCGGAGCUGGUCGGUUCGCCUUGGACGAAGAAGGACAAGGAGGUGAAGAGCCCGAAUCUAUUGAAAAUCAUGAAGCACACCACAAACGUGACCCGCUGGAUCGAGAAAUCCAUUACCGAGGCGGAGAACUACGAGGAGCGGCUGGCCAUCAUGCAAAGGGCCAUCGAGGUGAUGAUGGUGAUGCUGGAAUUGAACAACUUUAAUGGUAUCCUCUCGAUUGUCGCGGCCAUGGGCACGGCAUCGGUUUACCGACUGCGCUGGACAUUCCAGGGAUUGCCAGAGCGCUACAGGAAAUUCCUGGAAGAGUGCCGCGAACUCAGCGACGAUCAUCUUAAAAAGUAUCAGGAACGAUUGCGAUCUAUCAAUCCGCCUUGUGUGCCAUUUUUCGGUCGCUACCUGACCAACAUCCUCCAUCUGGAGGAGGGAAAUCCAGACCUGCUGGCCAACACGGAGCUAAUCAACUUCUCGAAGCGACGGAAAGUGGCCGAGAUAAUUGGUGAGAUUCAGCAGUAUCAGAAUCAGCCAUACUGCCUCAACGAGGAGUCCACCAUUCGGCAGUUCUUUGAGCAACUGGACCCGUUCAACGGGCUGUCCGACAAGCAGAUGUCCGACUAUCUCUAUAACGAAAGCCUGCGCAUUGAGCCAAGGGGCUGCAAGACGGUGCCCAAGUUUCCUCGCAAAUGGCCCAGCAUUCCGCUCAAAUCGCCGGGCAUCAAGCCGCGUCGCCAGAAUCAGACCAACAGCAGCAGCAAGGUGUCGAACAGCACUUCGUCUGCUGCGGCGGCGGUACCGUCGACGGCCACCGCAAUAGCGACGGCAGCAGCUCCAUCUGUACACCCGGUUAACGCAGUGGAUCCAGCGACAGCCGGCGAACAAAGUCCGCAGCACAAUCCGCACGCGUUCUCCGUGUUCGCACCUGUCAUUAUACCCGGUGGAAAUACGAGAAGCUGGAGUGGAACGCCACAGCACACUCGAACGGAUCAGAACAACGGGGAGGUUUCGGUGCCGGCGCCACAUCUCCCCAGGAAACCAGGUGCCCAUGUUUGGGCCAACAAUGCAGCACUAACAAAUGCUUCCGCAAUGGAUGCGUUCAGUCCAGCGCUGCCAGAGCAUCUGCCACCGCAGUCCCUGCCGGAUACCAAUCCAUUUACAAUGAGCAUGUCGGACACCUCGGAUGCGCCGCCCUCGCCGCUGCCCAAGCUGGUGGUCAGUCCGCGACAUGAGACCGGCAAUCGAUCACCAUUCCAUGGGCGAACGCAGUACAGCCCAACGCAUAGUAUUGCCAGCACCGUGACGCUCACAGCAAUGAGCGGCGAGGAGUUCUGUCCGGGCGGCUUCUAUUUCAACAAUGCCCAACAGGGACAGCCGGCGGCAGUGCCCAUCUCGCCGCAUGUCAAUGUCCCAACGGCCUCCAAUCUGGAGUACCGAGCAGUGCCGCCACCACUGCCACCGCGACGCAAGGAGCGCACCGAGAGCUGUGCGGACAUGGCGCAAAAGCGACAGGCACCAGACGCACCCACAUUACCCCCGCGCGAUGGCGAACUCAGUCCGCCGCCGAUACCGCCACGGCUCAACCAUUCCGGAACAAUGAGCAGCUACUUGCGGCACAGCCACGGCAAGAGCAAGGAGUUUGUGGGCAAGAGCAGUCUGCUCCUGCCCAACACCAGCAGUAUUAUGAUACGCCGCAACUCGGCGAUCGAGAAGCGGGCGGCGGCAGUUAACCAGCAGUCAGAUCCGGCGAUCAGCACAACUCUGGUGACGGUGUCGCAGGUGGUGCCCACCGAUGAACCGCCGCCGCAAUCGAUCUCGCCCGCUGCCAGCUCCUCGACGACCACAUCACCGCUGACACCCGCCACGCCCAUGUCCCCGAACAUUCCCAGCCAUCCGGUGGAGAGCACGUCGAGCAGCUAUGCCCAUCAGCUGCGCAUGCGGCAGCAGCAGACGCAUCCGACGAUCUACUCGCAGCACCAUCAUCAUGCUCCCCAUCUGCCGCACCAUCAUCACCAGCACCAGCAUUCGAAUCCGACGCAAUCGCGCUCGUCCCCGAAGGAGUUCUUUCCGAUUGCCACGAGCCUCGAGGGCACACCCAAACUUCCACCAAAACCUAGUCUAAGCGCUAACUUCUAUAACAAUCCAGAUAAAGGUACGAUGUUUCUUUACCCAAGUACAAACCAAGAAUAAUUUAAAUUGCCUGGCGAUGUGAUAGGACAAAAAACUACGAGUAUGAUCCGUAUGAUUCAAAGUUGAGAGAACUGCCGGUGUGCAGAAAUAUAUGAACGGAACGUGAGUUAGAUAAGCGUAGGCACAGUUUAUGUAUUCUAGUUGGCAUACAUAUGUAUGCAAAUAUGGACCGAGUUGGAUCUGAUGAUUUUUAUUAUUCGAAACUCAUUAAACAAAGUAAAACUAAACAAAGGAAAACAACACACUCUCGUUUACACAAGAAGCACAGCAUAUACAUACACGCGAAUGCAAACACACAGAAACCAACAAGAAAUGCAAAAAAGAAAUUAUGUUAUUAUAUAAUUAUUAUUAUAAAUAUUUGUAAAUAUCGAGAACAUUGUAUUGAUCGUAGAACGUAAAACAAUAAAAUAUAACCCUAUUGUUAGACAGU